Molecule: messenger RNA, 7308 nt
Organism: Cuculus canorus (common cuckoo)
Lineage: Eukaryota; Metazoa; Chordata; Aves; Cuculiformes; Cuculidae
Gene: PTPRT
Product: protein tyrosine phosphatase receptor type T
Exons: 35
Coding region: 177-4700 (1507 amino acids)
Biological process (GO): protein dephosphorylation
Cellular component (GO): membrane
Molecular function (GO): protein binding; protein tyrosine phosphatase activity
Source: RefSeq, a predicted model, not a curated record
GUGAAGAAGCUGUGGGAGGGGAAGGGGGGCCGGGGUUGGUGCCCCUCGCCUCUCGCCGGCUCCUCCGAGCCCGCACCGCGGCUGCGGGGCCGCGCCCGAGCCGCCAAUGCGGGGGAUGCUCGCACCGAGGCGGCGGCACGGAGGCACCGGGCACGGCAGGUGAACUCCGGGGAAGGAUGACCGCCGUGGCUGCGAUCGUCUUUCUCCUGCAGCUCUUCUUUAAAGCGGACGGACAGGUCUUCCCAGGUGGCUGUUCAUUUGAUGAGCACUACAAUAAUUGUGGUUACAGUGUAGCUUUAGGAACCAAUGGAUUUACCUGGGAGCAGAUUAACACCUGGGAAAAACCAACGAUGGAUCCUGCUGUCCCAACUGGGUCCUUCAUGAUGGUGAACAGCUCUGGGCGGGCGUCUGGGCAGAAAGCUCAUUUGCUAUUGCCUACGUUGAAGGAAAAUGACACACACUGCAUCGACUUCCACUAUUACUUAUCCAGCAGAGACCGUUCAAGUCCUGGCUCUCUGAAUGUCUACGUGAAGGUGAAUGGAGGACCACAGGGCAAUCCUAUAUGGAAUGUCUCAGGGGUUGUUACAGAAGGAUGGGUGAAAGCAGAACUGGCCAUCAGUACAUUCUGGCCACAUUUUUAUCAGGUGAUAUUUGAAUCUGUCUCUUUGAAAGGACAUCCAGGGUACAUAGCUGUGGAUGAAGUCAGAGUUCUCGCCCAUCCAUGCAGAAAAGCACCUCAUUUCCUACGACUUCAGAAUGUGGAGGUUAAUGUGGGACAGAACGCGACAUUCCAGUGCAUUGCUGGGGGAAAGUGGUCACAGCAUGACAAACUCUGGCUCCAGCAGUGGAAUGGAAGGGACACUGCGUUAAUGGUCACUCGAGUGGUCAACCACAGGCGUUUUUCUGCUACUGUCAGUGUAGCUGACACCUCUCAACGCAGUAUCAGCAAGUACCGAUGCGUCAUUCGUUCGGAUGGUGGAUCUGGAGUUUCGAAUUAUGCAGAAUUAAUAGUGAAAGAACCCCCGACUCCUAUUGCACCUCCUGAGCUGCUGGCUGUGGGAGCCACAUACUUGUGGAUCAAACCCAAUGCCAACUCCAUCAUUGGAGACGGGCCCAUCAUACUCAAAGAGGUGGAGUAUCGGACGACCACUGGGAACUGGGCAGAAACGCACAUUGUGGACUCUCCUAAUUACAAACUGUGGCAUUUGGAUCCCGAUGUGGAGUAUGAGAUCAGAGUGCUGCUCACUCGCCCUGGAGAAGGAGGCACAGGGCCCCCUGGACCACCGCUCACAACAAGAACAAAAUGCGCAGAUCCUGUCCAUGGACCACAAAAUGUAGAAGUCGUUGAUAUUCGCUCUCGGCAGCUGACGUUACAGUGGGAGCCCUUUGGUUAUGCGGUGACUCGCUGCCACAGCUACAACCUCACAGUCCAGUACCAGUAUGUGUUUAACCAGCAAAAAUUUGAGGCAGAGGAACUCAUCCAAACUUCUUCCCACUACACCUUGCGAGGUCUUCGGCCCUUCAUGACUAUCAGGCUGAGGUUAGCCCUCUCUAAUCCGGAGGGCAAAAUGGAAAGCGAGGAGUUAGUGGUGCAGACGGAGGAGGACGUUCCUGGACCUGUUCCCUUGGAAUCCAUCCAGGGAGGACCUUUUGAAGAGAAGGUCUAUGUUCAGUGGAAGCCUCCAAAUGAGACAAAUGGCAUCAUUACUCUCUAUGAGAUUACAUACAAGGCCGUUGGGUCUCUGGAUCCCAGUCUGGAUCUGUCCAGCCAAAGAGGGAAAGUCUUCAAGCUAAGGAAUGAAACACAUCACCUCUUUGUAGGAUUAUACCCAGGGACUACGUAUUCAUUCACCAUCAAAGCCAGCACAGUCAAGGGCUUUGGGCCACCCAUCACAACACGGAUUGCAACUAAGAUUUCAGCACCAUCAAUGCCAGAAUACGACACGGACUCCCCCCUUAAUGAGACUGAUACUACCAUCACCGUUAUGCUGAAGCCUGCUCAGUCCCGGGGAGCACCCGUCAGUGUCUAUCAACUUGUUGUCAAGGAGGAGAAGCUGCAGAAAGCACGGAGAGCUGCAGACAUCAUUGAAUGCUUUUCUGUCCCAGUGAGCUAUAAGAAUGCUUCCAGUCUUGAUUCACCGCACUACUUUGCAGCUGAGCUGAAACCUAUCAACCUGCCCGUCACACAGCCAUUCACAGUGGGCGACAACAAAACCUACAACGGCUAUUGGAAUGCUCCUCUCUCUCCUCUGAAAAGUUACAGCAUAUACUUCCAGGCUCUUAGCAAAGCAAAUGGAGAAACAAAAAUCAACUGUGUCCGCCUGGCGACAAAAGCAGUAAUAGGUAGGCAACAGGUGACCACGCGAAACCCGCCCAGCCUCUUGAGCACAGGAGCUUCCACCCAGAAUUCCAAUGCAGUGGAACCAGAAAAACAAGUUGACAGCACGGUGAAAAUGGCUGGAGUUAUAGCUGGUCUUCUGAUGUUUGUUAUUAUUCUCUUGGGAGCAAUGCUUACCAUCAAGAGAAGAAGAAAUGCAUAUUCCUACUCCUAUUACUUGCAUUCAAGCCAGUGUUUUAGGGGCCUCUCUGUCUUCUACAGGACCAGGAAGCUAGCCAAGAAGCAGAAGGAGACUCAGACCAGCACGCAGAGGGAGAUGGGUCCUGUGGCUACUUCUGACAAGACCUCUACCAAACUCAGUGCUGUUCACAAAGAAGAAGCUUUUUCUUCCAGCUGCCAAGAUGUUAAUGGAUUCACAUCACCCUCUCCUUGUUCAUUUUCUGUCCAAAGCAAAACCCUUCAGAGCAAAUCUUUGUUGAAUUCCUACUACUCAGUAUCAUCAGACACUGUUCCAUCGACCACGCUGUUAGACAGUAGCCAUGGAGAGAUGAGCCAGCCAACCCUGACUAUCCAGACCCACCCGUACCGGAGCUGCGAGCCGGUGGAAAUGUCCUACCCCCGGGGGCAGUUCCAACCAGCCAUCCGCGUGGCCGACCUGCUGCAGCACAUCACCCAGAUGAAGCGAGGACAGGGCUAUGGAUUUAAAGAGGAGUAUGAGGCGCUACCUGAGGGGCAGACAGCGUCCUGGGAUACAGCUAAGGAAGAUGAAAACCGCAAUAAGAAUAGAUAUGGAAACAUAAUCUCCUAUGAUCAUUCAAGAGUGAGAUUGCAACUGCUGGAUGGGGACCCUCACUCUGACUACAUCAACGCCAAUUACAUUGAUGGGUACCACAGGCCUCGCCAUUACAUUGCAACUCAAGGGCCGAUGCAAGAGACAGUGAAGGAUUUCUGGAGAAUGAUUUGGCAAGAAAACUCUGCGAGUGUUGUCAUGGUCACCAACUUGGUGGAAGUGGGCAGGGUAAAAUGUGUUCGAUACUGGCCAGAUGACACAGAGGUGUACGGAGAUAUUAAAGUCACAUUAAUUGAGACAGAACCAUUGGCAGAGUAUGUCAUACGCACAUUUACUGUGCAAAAGAAAGGCUACCAUGAGAUCCGAGAGAUUCGACAGUUCCACUUCACCAGCUGGCCGGACCACGGGGUCCCUUGCUAUGCCACGGGCCUCCUGGGCUUCGUUCGUCAAGUGAAGUUUCUCAAUCCCCCAGAAGCGGGACCCAUUGUUGUGCACUGCAGUGCUGGAGCUGGGAGAACGGGGUGCUUUAUUGCCAUCGACAUCAUGCUUGACAUGGCAGAGAACGAAGGCGUGGUGGAUAUAUUUAACUGUGUGCGAGAGCUGCGAUCCCAGAGGGUCAAUCUGGUGCAGACAGAGGAGCAGUAUGUAUUUGUUCAUGAUGCCAUUUUGGAGGCAUGUCUCUGUGGCAACACAGCCAUUCCAGUUUGUGAGUUCAGAUCCAUAUAUUACAACAUCAGCAGAUUAGAUCCACAGACUAAUUCAAGCCAAAUAAAAGAUGAAUUUCAGACUCUCAAUAUUGUGACACCGCGUGUUCGGCCAGAAGAUUGCAGCAUUGGUCUUUUGCCAAGGAACCAUGACAAGAACCGCUGCAUGGAUGUGUUGCCCUUGGACCGGUGCCUGCCUUUCCUCAUCUCCGUGGAUGGUGAAUCAAGUAACUACAUCAAUGCUGCACUCAUGGAUAGCCACAAGCAACCUGCUGCCUUUAUUGUAACCCAACACCCUCUGCCCAACACCAUAGCGGACUUCUGGAGGCUGGUGUUUGAUUAUAACUGCUCCUCGGUUGUGAUGCUGAAUGAGAUGGAUGCAGCACAGCUCUGCAUGCAGUACUGGCCAGAGAAGACAUCCUGUUGUUAUGGCCCAAUUCAAGUAGAGUUUGUUUCAGCAGACAUUGAUGAAGAUAUCAUCAACCGGAUAUUCCGGAUCUGCAACAUGGCCAGGCCUCAGGAUGGAUAUCGCAUAGUUCAGCACCUGCAGUAUAUUGGCUGGCCAGCAUACAGGGACACCCCUCCUUCCAAACGGUCCCUUCUGAAGGUGGUCAGAAGGUUGGAGAAGUGGCAGGAACAGUACGAUGGGAGAGACGGGCGCACUGUUGUCCACUGCUUGAAUGGUGGGGGACGCAGCGGCACGUUCUGUGCCAUCUGCAGUGUGUGUGAAAUGAUUCAACAGCAAAAUAUCAUUGACGUGUUCCACAUAGUGAAAACAUUACGGAAUAACAAAUCCAACAUGGUGGAGUCACUGGAACAGUAUAAAUUUGUAUACGAGGUUGCACUGGAAUAUUUGAGUUCGUUUUAGCCCAACGGAGGGAGGGAAGCCUCCAAAAUGCCAGACCCCAGACUGGCAGACGCUUCUCCCCUCCUCCACAAUGGAAGGCAGUAACAAGUGUGGGAAGGAAAACCUCUCCUUCCUGGAGCAAGAGACUGAAAUUGCACAGAUCUCGCUGGAAGGAGGAGACAAUGCCUGUGUUUGCUGCUGCCUGCUUCCUAUUGGAACAUCUACCGCUUCUUAAAUAACCUACUGUAAAAAUUAGCAACGUGGGAGACAGGCUGAAAGACUGGACUUUCUAAUCCCCUCUGACUUCUUCUCUCCUCUUUUGAAUUGUAUUUUUGUUCUCCUUGCUGCAGAGUGGGGAAGGAAUGAAACCCUUAGGAAAUUCUCUUUUAAAUAUCUCCUUUUUAAUUUAUAAUUUUGUUCCCAAAUCUCAGUCUUUAAUUUUUUAAUUUCAUGCAGCAAUCACUUGGGAAAAAUGAGAUAGCCAUAGGGGAUGUAUGAAAUGUUUCAUUACAAUUUGUCUACCUUAUCUGUUUCCUUUUAUUUGUUUUUCAAAAUGAAAAGGCUAACACAAAAAAAAAAAAAAAAACCACUGGAAUUCUCUUCCCAUAUGUAGCCCCUUUUAGCAUGAAAAUAGAUGGUAGAGAUGAGAAGCUGUUCAUGGACUCACUGCCUCGGCUUCUACACAGAUGUUUCCUCCCAGUUUCUGCUAGACUCCCAAGGCUGUGCAUGAACCGGUUACAUCUCUCUGGUCUGUGUUUGUUUCAGUGCUGGUGAAGAAAUACCAUUAAUGAGUUUCCCAGCCACUUGAACCUCAAGGUUAAAUAUUUGCAUCAAAGAAAUUGCAUUUGUUUUGCAACUUUGGUAACGUUGUUACCGCAUUUUUCAAGUAUUUGCUGGGGUGCAGUGUGUCUUUGAAAAACAGGGUAUAAAGUAGGUAUUAUUGAUCAUAUACUAUGUAUUAUUAUUUUUUUAUUUAUUAUUUGUAUUGCUGUAGAUCUUAGGACCCCUAGUCAUGACAGGAUCCUGCUGAACUAGGCACUGUGCAAGCAGAACAAAGAAGGUUCCUGCUCAAGAGAUUAAAAUCUGAAGGUAAUCUUAAAAUUUGGUUUGGUCAAGAUUUCCUCACUAUUUCCAAACUGUUGUAGAAUCAGAUGUAGUUGAGUGGUUUACUUGGAUUUCCAGGCCCUACAAGCUUUGAAAAGGUAACCCAUCCAAGCUGUAGGAAAGGUGAUGUACACACGCAGAAACCCAUUCUGAAACGCGUUAAAGAAAGCGUUAAACCAGCACAGCAACUUUCCUUCUUAAGCAAAACUGCUUCUGGUUUGUUCUGCAAAAAUGCUUGUGCGACUCUUCAUCUUGGAAACAAACAUCAGAAGUGUUUCACCAGGGUUCUGGAGCUCACUGAUUUCUUAGCAGCUAAGAAAUUGCUUUUCCAAAAGAGUAUGUUUGAGUAGUUAAUCAUUAGGGUCUGCAGGGUAAUCUUGGAGAAGGAAAAAGGUAGCUGGCUGAACAAGACCUUACAAUAUUCAGUGCUUCAGAUGAGCCAUUUAUUUAUCUUGAGGGUGCAGGGAUAUGAGAUUACUCUCCUUAAAUUAGACGCUGGGAGAUAUAGGUUUCUUUAAAUACAAACUUGCUAAAAGUUAAACUGAAAGGUUAAGAGUUUAAGGAAACUCCACUUUCUUACCACCCUGUAGUUUUCCACCCUCAGGUAAAUACUCAGAGAUCAUGCUAAGAGCUUGGUCAUGUCAAUGCCUGGCAUAGAGCAUGCCAGAAGUUUAAAACAUUUUGCUAAUUCUGUAUGUAAAUUUAAAACACACCUCUGCCUCAUGGUCAUUCUUUUUUUAACAGUCAUACCUUUGCCUUGACAAUGAAAGAUGAAAACGGAAUCUGAUAAAAGCAACUCUUGGCUCAAGCAUACCAGUAUCUAACCAAAUAGUUGUUAUCUCUACCAAGACCUGCAACAGUGUAAGGAAGGAUGCUUGGAACUGCAAUAAUUCUCUUCCUGCUAAGCAGAGGAGGGGCUUGCAUAGGAUACUGAAUUGCCUUGCUCACAUCCUUGCCAAGGAGCUUUGGAUGCUUGGCUUCAGUAUUAUGAAGAUCUUAAAUGAGCUUGAACCACAUUUUCCCUCACGUAGCCAGUGUGCCAUAAAGUAUCAAUGAGAACUCUCUCACAGGUGCCUCUGCUCAGUUUCUAUUUGGUCCUCUCUGUUGUUUGCAAGAAAUCACAAAGUCACUUUUAGUUCCUAUUGGGGCUGUAGGUGGAUGUCUGGCAUCUCAUGAAAUAAACGACUGCUUUUAAUGUUACUUUUUUUCUUUGCUGUAAAGCAACACAAACAGUUCUGCAGAGAAGUAGAAGGCAAAAAGAAACUGUGGGAUAAAAAUGAGAAGGAAGGGAUACUAUUAGUGUUUUGAAUAGAGGUGGCUUGUGUAACAGUGUAGGUCAGGAGUUGGGAACUGUUAGUGAAGAAGAAGGAAUCCUGAUUCCAGAGUGGGAUAAAAGACUGCCCAGGUAGGAAGAACCUACGAGUCAGCAAAGUGUUCAUGACUUCGCUAACUCCAGAAAGCCAGAAGGAAUCACUCCCUGUGGAUGCUGUGGAAAUAUUAAUUAGCCUUUAACAUUCUGUUAGUG